AUGUUGCUGAACUGUCUUCUCCUAGUUUUCCUCCACACUAAUCAUUUAGCGAACGCGUUUGAUUUGGACGCCGCUAACGCUGACCCAAUGGUGGAAUGGAACUUAAUGGAAAAUUUCACUUUUGCCAAUGAUGAUUCUGAAAGUGUUGAGUUUAUCCCACGGUCCAAAGGCGAUUCAACGCGUCCUCUUCUAAAGCUACCAGCGUCUGUGCGAAUAUCAGCACAGCAGCUCCACAAAGAGCUUUUCAUUCCAGGAAGAGGGGGUAUCCCGGUGCCUCCGCAGGUCAGGGAGAUGCUUCUCCCUAAAAUAACAAAGCCUGCUUUUUCAGGUGUAACCGGGCGGAGGAAGCCGAUAGAGCUGUUGUGUCAUCUGGACCGCAUUUACGUGAGAGUCCUGAAAAGUUUGUUCUCCAGCCACAGCGCGCAUAAACACUUGAGGCUGGGCACAUGUCCUGUCAAUAAACAGACGAGAACUCACUAUUAUUUUUUGUACAAUCUGAAAAGAUGUGGAUUGAAGCGAGGGGAAGAUGAAAAUCGUAUCACUUACUCGAAUACUCUACGCUUUAGACCUGUGGUCACCGGUGUGAUUGUGAGGGAACUGCCUUUUACUGUGCCUGUUCGAUGUAGUUACGCCAAGUUCCAUCGCUCUUAUCAGACUGGGUUCUUGCCCAUUAUUACAGGAGGAACAUUUUUCAGGAGUUUACAAAGACAAGGAGCAGAGACCACACUUUCUGUGAUGGAUGAUUCUUGGAACUUGCUUGGGGUUGAACCAAGCUUUGAGCUUGGCAAACCCGUGUGCUUUGAAGCCAAUGGCCCAAAUAUGGAUGCGAGCCAACGAUUAUACCUGAACCGUUGCUUUGUCAGUUCCUCUCCAAACUUUCAGGCAACAGAAAAAUAUUCUGUCAUAGAAAAUUAUGGAUGUCUUAUGGACAGCAUGAACAGCGCUCUGACAAAGUUCUACACCACUGAUAACAACCUGACCGUGAGAUUUUGUAUUGGAGCUUUUCUGUUUAAAACAAGGGUUCCCAAGACAAACUCUAAAAUGCCCCUGUAUAUGCAUUGUGAGAUGGACAUAGGACCAGAGACUCCUACGCCUGAAACCAAAUCGUGUACAUAUGACGCAAAAAGCAAGACGUGGACUGAGCUUUAUGGUGAUUCUUCUGUUUGUGACUGCUGUGAAUCUACAUGUUCUGCUGAUCCAGAGCCAUCUGAUAAGACAAUGAUCAGCAGUAAGUCCUGGGACAUGAAGAUAAAAAAGGAAGUCUCAUUGCCAGAGGAGUCCAUACCGGAGUUCGUUUUACCUUGCCAUGAUGACACCGAGUCAUUCUGGGAAUCGCAAGAUUCUUAGAGGACAUCUUUUAUAGAUGGCAUAUGUUUUAAGUUGGACCGUAACAAUGCCAUGCUUUGAUCCAAGUGGUUAUUUCAUAUUAAGUAA
Messenger RNA from Danio aesculapii, 1434 nucleotides. It is a transcript of the gene zp3c, whose product is annotated as zona pellucida glycoprotein 3c. Gene Ontology annotation, molecular function: acrosin binding. The record is from RefSeq and is a predicted model, not a curated record. The transcript is spliced from 8 exons. NCBI's taxonomy places the organism in Eukaryota, Metazoa, Chordata, Actinopteri, Cypriniformes, Danionidae. The coding region runs from base 1 to 1347 and encodes 448 amino acids. Gene Ontology annotation, biological process: positive regulation of acrosome reaction; egg coat formation; binding of sperm to zona pellucida. Gene Ontology annotation, cellular component: extracellular matrix.